Pneumocystis jirovecii RU7 is the source of this 918-nucleotide messenger RNA. RefSeq lists its product as uncharacterized. The record is from RefSeq and is a predicted model, not a curated record. The transcript has 7 exons. Gene Ontology annotation, molecular function: palmitoyltransferase activity. Bases 1 to 918 code for a protein of 305 amino acids. Lineage: Eukaryota; Fungi; Ascomycota; Pneumocystomycetes; Pneumocystales; Pneumocystaceae.
AUGCCACUUUUUAAUGUAAAUUUAAAAAAAUAUUUUUAUAAAGUAGCAAUAUAUAUUCCGCGUAUUAUUGUUUAUAGUUUGUUAUCAUGGUCUCUCUGGGUUUAUGUAUGGAUUGUUUGUAUUCAAACAGUUUCAAAUUUCCUUAGUAUUAUUUUAAUUUUUUUCGUUACUAUUGGUUUUGGUUUUUGUUGUUGGUGUUAUACCGCUACUUCUUUUACGUUUCCUGGUUCUCCUCAAAAUAAUAAUGGAUAUAUUCAUAUUGCGCCAUAUAACUAUUUUGCUUUUAUUUCGGUAAAACAAAAUGGAUCUCCUCGUUUUUGUAAUAAAUGUGAAGCAUUAAAGCCCGAUCGUACACAUCAUUGUUCUAUUUGUAAUCGCUGUGUUCUUAAAAUGGAUCAUCAUUGUCCAUGGUUUUCUAAUUGUAUAGGAUUUGCUAACUAUAAACAAUUUUUUUUGUUUCUUAUUUAUAUUUCAAUAUAUUCAUUUUAUCUUUUUAUAUCAUCUUUAAUUAUUCUUUAUAAAUUUGUGAUAAAUUUUGACGGAACUUCGAAAAAGAUAUCAGUUAAUUGGAUCCUUUUACUUGUUAUUUCAGGUGUUUUUACUAUUACUUUAGGAGGGUUUACAAUUUGGCAUUUUUUUCUAGUUUUCCGUAACCUUACUACCAUUGAAGCUCUUAAGCAAACUCAUUACAUUACUAAUCUUUUGAAUUAUAAUCAUACUUCUGAAUCAAAAACAGAUAUUCGAAAUGCCUUUGAUCUUGGGUGGAAGAAAAAUUGGAACCAAGUUAUGGGUUCUAAUAAAAUAUUGUGGUUUCUUCCAAUUGCUAAUCAUCUUGGAACGGGCGAAUCUUAUCCAAUUAAUCAUGAUGUAGCAAGAAAAUUAUAUGAGUACCAACAGAAAACAGAUAGAGAUAUUUGA